GAAUCCUUAUCAAAGUCUCCCAUUGGCGCAUCGCCGAUCAGUCGCGUAUUUUUUCUCCAGAUUGAUAGACUUCGCCUCCGAGUGUUGGUCAAUUCAGCAUUUACUAGCGUUUUUUUCCUUUUUCGUCUAUUCGUUAUUCACUUGCUUAUAAUUUGAUACCCAUGACUCCGGGGCUCAGGUCCCAUCCAUUUAUUCUAUUUUCGCCCAAUUUUCGACAUCUUUAUUCGAGCCGGAUGCUCCAGCGCGGGGUGUUUAAGCAUAUAGCAACGCUAACAUCUUAUACGCGCUUAACUCUGCCGACAAAAUCAUUCUUCUCCCAAAAUCAGAGCGCCAGAAUCUCUUGCGACGGACCGAUGAAUCCCCCGAAUUCAGGCCGGGGGAGGGCGUUGAGAUCACAUACUCGACCGGGUGGUGGACAGGAUAAUGGCCAUGGUAGUGGGAUUUGCGAUGCUGGGCGUGGUAGGGGUUCCUCGAGAGGAUAUCGCCCUCGUAGGGGAAGAGGGGGAGGAGGGUCUCAGAACUCAAGGAGAAAUGGAGGCGCUACAAAUGCGGAGGGAAGUGCUGGACCUGCGUCUGAUAAAUGGCGUAGUCAAAGUCAGCCGCAUAAUGACGCGAACCAAGGUUGGGGGCCGACACAGGCAAACGGGAGUGAGGCUACAACUCCAGGCGCAUUUACAGGGUCGCCUGUGAAUGAACAAUCCAUGCUGCCGUUCAUACAGUUUCCUUUAUUACCGGGGAUAGAGCAGUGGAAUCCCAUGAACAUGCACUUCCUACCACCACAAUUCCUGAUGAACCCUAACGUCCCGAACCCGAUGAUGAUGCCGCCAAUGUUUAAUCCUACGAUGCCGAUGUUCAAUCCUUUCAAUCCUAUGAAUCAGGUACCUGCGUCUGGAGGGUUUCCGGACAUUAUGCCUGCAAAAAGACAGAAGUCACCCACUCCUGCACCACCGGAGGCAGCGGAAAUUUACCUACAGCAAGCAUCCUUGCCACCAACACCGCUAUCGUCAAACCCUCAACCCCUUCUCAUCAUCCUCGACCUUAACGGAACCCUCAUCUACCGCAAACACCGCAAGUUCCCGCCCUCGUUCGUCAAACGUGCAGGUCUGGAUAAUUUCCUCGACAUGCUCAUGCGGAAACAUAAAGUCAUGAUCUGGUCCAGCUCACAGCCCCAAACGGUCAAAGCAGUCUGCGAGAAACUCCUCACCGACGGACAGCGCAAGCGACUCGUCGCGGAAUGGGGACGUGAUAAAUUUAACCUCUCCAAAUCGCAAUAUAAAAACAAGGUGCAGGUGUACAAGACUCUCGAGACGGUCUGGGCAGAUGAUUAUAUCCAAUCUACUUACCCGGGCAAAGCGGACAAAGCAGGCAAACGGUGGGACCAGAGCAACACGAUCCUCAUCGACGACAGUAAGCUCAAAGCACUUAGCGAACCGUUCAAUAUCCUCGAGAUCCCAGAAUUCACGAAUGCACCUGUCCCGGGCGUCGAUGAAACCACAAUCUUCCCAAAGGUGCUUGCUCGUCUGGAGAAAUUAGCCAAACAUGAUGACGUGAGUAAGAUGAUGCGCGUUUGGAACGAUCAGGGACAGUGUGUUCUCGAUUUCGAGCCUGAAGAUGGUCAUAGCCCUAAAGGUACCGUCACAAGUACGAUUACCUCUUCGACGUCUGAUGACACAUCAACACCACUUGACCCAAUCGAAGCUCGCAAACAAAAAAAGAAAGCUCGCAAAUGGGAGCGGAAAGCUGCAAGACGCGCUGCGUCGGUGAAUUCGGGAAGCCAUACCGGUACUCCUAUGAAUGCGCUGAACACAUCUGCAUCUGCCCCUGCAGCACAGGCUGAACGCUCGCCAUCUCCUGUUUCUGUCUCUGACGCGCAUUGUUCAUGGUGUACAUUAUUUAUUACGUCGCAUCUAAUUAUUAUUUGGAUAUCCAACCACCACAACCACUCAAUCCCCCCACAUAUCACCUCAACUCACAUCAUCCUCAAAUUACAUACCUCCCGGCAUCCGCCUCUAAACCCCCGGCUCGCCCAGCCCAGGAACCAAAAGCGACCUCUGCCUCUCCAUCCUACUCCUAAAAAUGGAAAGAACUUCGCAACCCCACCACUCGGCCCAUACGUAUCCUCAAUUAGGUACACGGUAAUGCGCCACCACGCCAGUAUCGCGAGAAAAAUCCAGAAAUAGGCCGCAGCUUUCAUGCCCGUGUGCACGGAGGUGCCGUAGGCGAAAAGGCAGCAGGCGAUUAUGGAGCCGAUGGCGGGAAAACUAGGACUAGACAGAGGACUAUGUCGCGGUCUGUUGCUGCGAUUGCCUGUUGUUGUUGUUGUUGUUGUUGUU
This is a messenger RNA of Aspergillus ruber CBS 135680, 2333 nucleotides long. RefSeq names its product NIF domain protein. The transcript has 3 exons. Lineage: Eukaryota; Fungi; Ascomycota; Eurotiomycetes; Eurotiales; Aspergillaceae. The coding region runs from base 162 to 2180 and encodes 672 amino acids. Gene Ontology annotation, molecular function: phosphoprotein phosphatase activity. The record is from RefSeq and is a predicted model, not a curated record.